UUCUGUUCUGAGAAGCUGAUGAAUGACCUGAACAUCAGAGGAAAAAAGGUUAAAAUUUUUCUGCGCACUAUGGGUCAAGAGCAAUCUGUGUCUUGUAAUGCUGUGACAAACUUGGAGAUAAGUGGUAUAGGCAGUAAUAAUUUCUUUGCCCUUCCUGAAGUAUACACACAAAGGGACAUGCCUGUCAAUUCUGACAAUAUUGUUACUCAAAAGGAGUUAUCCAAUUGGCCAUAUCUGGACAGAGUGAAAAUUCCACACAUUGAAGCUGAUGUUGAUUUACUGAUUGGAGCUAAUGCAUCUCAAGUAAUGGAACCUUGGGAAAUAAUUAAUAGCCAUGGUAAUGGACCAUAUGCUUUUAGAACCCUAGUAGGAUGGGUAGUCAGUGGACUUUCUGAAAGGAGUAAUGACUGUGGGGAUGAAAUUGGUUCACCUUCUGUUACAGUCAACAGGAUUUCAAUCGGAAAGCUUGAGCACUUGCUUCACAAUCAGUAUAACCAGGACUUCAGUGAAAAUCUUGUGGAUAAGAAUGAGAUGUCUAGAGAAGAUCUACAGUUUAUGAAAAUAAUGAAGGACUCUGUCAAAUUACAGCAUGGUCACUAUAGUUUGAAGCUACCAUUUCGUAAUGAUGUCAAGUUACCUGACAAUUUGUGUGUUGCCAAACAGCGCUGUAGUGGUUUGAAGAGGAAGUUGGAAAGGAAUGAAAAACUUCAUGAAGAAUACACAAAGUUCAUUGCUGAUGUUCUGGAGAAAGGUUAUGCAGAAAUGGUGCCACCAGACCAGUUGAAGCGUGAUGAUGGAAAAGUCUGGUAUGUUCCUCACCAUGGAGUAUUCCAUUCAAAGAAAGGAACCCUAAGAGUGGUAUUUGAUUGUGGGGCAACAUUCAAAGGAACAUCAUUGAACAAUCAACUAUUGCAAGGUCCCAACUUUACAAAUUCACUUCUAGGAGUUUUGCUACGAUUUAGACAGGAGCCCAUAGCCUUGAUGGCUGACAUUCAAGCUAUGUUUCACCAGGUCAGGGUGGCAGAAGAGGAUGUAGAUUUCCUUCGAUUUCUGUGGUGGUCUGACGGAAACCUGAAUCAAGAACUCACUACUUGCAGGAUGAUAGUUCAUCCAUUUGGAGCUGUGUCUUCUCCAAGCUGUGCUUGUUUUGCAUUAAGGCGAACUGCUGAAGAUAAUCAAUCAUUUUUUCCAUCUCAAGUAGUUGAAACAGUCUUUGAUUGUUUCUAUGUGGAUGAUUGUUUAAAGAGCAUCUCUUCUGAGGGUGAAGCUAUUGUUUUGAUAAAGGAUCUUAUUGCCUUAUGUCAGAAGGGUGGUUUCUGCCUGACUAAAUGGAUCAGUAAUGAUCGUAAAGUGUUGCAAUCUAUUCCAGAAGAACACCGAAGCAAAGACAUUCGGUGCUUGGAUCUUGACCGAGACAAAUUACCAGUGGAAAGAACUUUGGGUCUUCAGUGGGAUGCAGAAAAUGAUACAUUUCAAUUCAGGAUGCAGUUGAAAUCCCAACAAUGUACAAGAAGGGGAAUCUUGUCAGUUGUGAGCUCAGUAUAUGAUCCUAUGGGAUUUAUCGCUCCUUUAACAUUGCCUGCCAAACUACUUCUACAGGAGAUGUGUAGGCAGAGGUUGAGUUGGGAUGAACAAAUACCUCCGGGACUUCAGAGUCAGUGGACCCAUUGGAUUUCUGAAUUGAACAAGAUGGCACACUUUCAAGUAAAUCGAUGUUUCAAGCCUCCAGAUUUUGGAGAGAUAACUGAUGCCUGCUUACAUCAUUUUUCAGAUGCCUGUGAGAAGGGAUAUGGCACAGUUACUUACCUCAAAAUGAAGAACAGAGAUAAAGUGCAUGUGUCAUUUCUUCUUGGUAAAGCCAGGGUAGCACCCCUCAAGCAAGUGACCAUUCCCCGUCUGGAAUUAACAGCUGCUGUGCUUGCUGUUAAGGUAGAUGAAAUGUUGAAGAAGGAGUUAAAGAUUCAGUUAGACAACUCUGUCUUUUGGACCGAUAGCAUGACUGUGCUAAAGUACAUCAAGAAUGAGGAUAAACGUUUUAAGACUUUUGUUGCUAAUAGAGUGUCAUAUGUAAGAGAGAGAACACUGCUUCAGCAAUGGAGAUAUGUUUCCACAAAGGAAAAUCCUGCAGAUGAUGCUUCCCGUGGAAUGCAGAUCAACACCUUUAUACACAGCAAAAGAUGGAUUGAGGGUCCCAGUUUCCUUUGGAGAACAGACGACUAUCAGAUGUCUCCAAUAGAGGAAAGCAUAAUUCCAUCAGAUGAUCCAGAAGUCAAACAAGAUAUUAAGGUAAAUGCUGUCAUCCUGCAGGACAAACAAAAUGCCACUAGCCAGUUCAUCUCUUAUUUUUCAGAUUGGAAGAGACUUAAAGUUGCAAUUGCUUGGAUUCUUAAGUUGAAGAAGCUAUUAAGGAAGUUAUGUCUCAAAAGGAAGGAGUUAUUGACUACAAAUGGCACUGCACUUGGCACUUCUAAAUCCUCCAUGGAUGCACAAAUGAACAUGUUCAAAACAACUCUGGAUAAACAGUCAUUGUCAUUGGAAAAUCUCUUAGAAGCUGAAAUGGCUAUUGUUUGUUUUAGUCAACAACAAAAAUUCCAAGAAGAGAUUGAAGCAUUAAAAUGUGGAUCAAGUGGAGUCAGAAAAGGGAGCAGUCUAUAUAGGUUAGACCCUGUCCUGGAUAAUGACAUCCUACGAGUUGGAGGGAGACUCCGUAAGGCAGCUAUGCCUGUUCAAACUAAACAUCCCAUCAUACUACACAAAGAUCAGCACAUUUCACGUCUUCUACUUCGUCAUAUUCAUGAACAACUAGGUCAUUGUGGGAGAAAUCAUAUGCUGUCUAAACUGAGACAAAACUACUGGAUUACAAAUGCUAAUGCGGCUGCUAGAAAGGUAAUUUCUAAAUGUGUAGUCUGCAAGCGUUUCAGAGGAAUGGCAAGUGAGCAAAAGAUGGCUGAUCUUCCCCUUGAACGAAUAACUCCUGAUCAUCCACCAUUCACAAAUGUUGGAGUAGAUUAUUUUGGCCCCAUCGAAGUCAAAAGAGGUCGUACUAAUGUAAAACGCUAUGGAGUCAUCUUUACAUGUAUGGCAAGUAGAGCAGUGCACCUCGAGGUGGCUUAUUCACUAGACACUGAUGGAUGUAUAAAUGCUUUAAGGAGAUUCAUUUCUCGAAGAGGUCAAGUUGUACACAUCAGAUCAGACAAUGGGACUAAUUUUAUUGGUGCCAACAGAGAACUAAAGGAAGCUAUCUCUGCAUGGAAUAUUCACCGAAUUGAAAGGGAAUUACUUCAAGCAGGAGUUCAGUGGAAUUUUAAUCCACCAUCAGGUUCCCAUUUUGGAGGCGCAUGGGAGCGCAUUAUUCGUAUGGUCAGGAAUAUUCUAUGUUCUGUACUUCGCCAGCAGACUUUGGAUGAUGAAUCCUUCCAUACUAUUCUGUGUGAAGUGGAAUCUAUUUUAAAUGACCGUCCUAUUACAAAGUUAUCUGACGACCCCAACGAUCUUGAAGCUUUAACUCCGAACCAUCUUCUACUCAUGAAAGGCAAGCCUGCUUUACCACCUGGUCUGUUUGAAAAGGCAGACAUGUACGUAAAAAGAAGAUGGAAGCAGUCAAAACCACCUAAACCAAAACCAAGACCACAGUUUAUCAAGACCAAGAUUUAA
This is a messenger RNA of Paramisgurnus dabryanus, 3654 nucleotides long. The record is from RefSeq and is a predicted model, not a curated record. Lineage: Eukaryota; Metazoa; Chordata; Actinopteri; Cypriniformes; Cobitidae.